This is a messenger RNA of Labrus mixtus (cuckoo wrasse), 3842 nucleotides long. RefSeq names its product protein-L-isoaspartate (D-aspartate) O-methyltransferase domain containing 1 (gene pcmtd1). The transcript has 6 exons. Gene Ontology annotation, molecular function: protein-L-isoaspartate (D-aspartate) O-methyltransferase activity. NCBI's taxonomy places the organism in Eukaryota, Metazoa, Chordata, Actinopteri, Labriformes, Labridae. Bases 392 to 1471 code for a protein of 359 amino acids. Gene Ontology annotation, cellular component: cytoplasm. Gene Ontology annotation, biological process: protein modification process. The record is from RefSeq and is a predicted model, not a curated record.
GUUUACAUCCUCCUCAGCUGUUUCUUUCUUCUUCCACUUCGACACAGCGGCUCACAAGCCACUCACUUCUUUGCCUUUCAACACAACCUGCAAGUUUCGCGUACAGUAGCCUACAUUAAACAGUGGUUGGCAUCGGAAGGGGCGGCUUGUUGGCGCGUCUGGAAGCACUGUCACUGACCGACCGUCGCAGUGCACAUCCAGAUACACCGAGUGAGUUAAUGCGACACUGCAUUGUUACUCCCUGCCUGGACAUGACGGUUGUCUGAGCAAACACUCGAGGAGUCACAGCGUCCUUCAGCCACCCGUUCAUCUCCAUGCCACUCUGAGGAGGAAGAGGAAUCACUCAUCCUGAGUAAAAGUUCUGCCCUUGUGUUUGUCUUCUCUUUUCGCCAUGGGGGGAGCCGUGAGCGCCGGGGAGGACAAUGACGACCUCAUUGAUAAUCUGAAGGAGGCUCAGUAUAUCCGCACAGAGAAGGUUGAACAGGCUUUUCGGGCCAUAGACCGUGGUGACUACUACCUGGACGGCUAUCGGGACAGUGCCUACAAAGACUUGGCCUGGAAGCAUGGCAACAUACACCUGUCUGCUCCGUGUAUAUACUCAGAGGUGAUGGAGGCCCUCAAACUGCAGCCAGGACUGUCUUUCCUCAACCUGGGCAGUGGAACCGGCUACCUGAGCACAAUGGUUGGUCUUAUCAUAGGACCAUUUGGUGUGAACCACGGAGUUGAGCUUCACAAGGAUGUUGUUGAAUAUGCCCGAGAGAAACUGGAUGAUUUUAUAAAGAAUAGUGAAACCUUCGAUAAGUUUGAGUUCUGUGAACCCGUCUUCGUGGUGGGGAAUUGCCUUGAAAUCUCAACAGACAGUCAUCAAUACGAUCGCAUUUAUUGCGGCGCAGGAGUGCAGAAAGACCACGAAAAUUACAUGAAAGUGCUGCUAAAAAUUGGAGGCAUUCUGGUGAUGCCCAUAGAGGAUCAGCUGACCCAGAUAACCAGGACUGGGCAGUGCACAUGGGAGAGCAAAAACAUCUUGGCGGUGUCCUUUGCCCCCUUGGUCCAGCAGAGCAGAGCUGAUGGAGAGAAGCCUGACACUGUGCAGCUGCCGCCGGUGACUGUCCGCAGCCUUCAGGAUCUGUCUCGCAUCUACAUCCGCCGCACGCUCAGGAACCUGGCCAACGAGGACAGUCAGGGGAAGGGGACGGUGCAACGGGUUCCCCAGAAGCGCAAACGCAGGCGCUGCCGGCGGCGACGCAUCAACACCUAUGUUUUUGUAGGCAAUCAGCUGAUCCCCCAAAUGGUGGAGAGCGAGGAGGAGGAGCACAAUGAGGAAGAGCACAAGGAAGUGGAGGAGGAAGAGGACAGAGACAUUGGCGACAUUGAAAUCCUCAAGCAAGUGAACAUGUUGAGAGACCAAAUAAUGGCUCUGCCGCUGCCUGAGUCAUUGAAAGCAUAUUUGCUGUACUUCAGAGAGAAAUGACUGAUUCACUUAAUGGGUGCAGCGCCUGCUGAAAUGUUUUUUUUCAUCCUUUUCAGUACAAAUGUUGCAUUAUUUCCAAUAAAUCUUAAUGGCAAAACUGUAAUGGAAAAAGACAUCAUAGAUAUUAUUGGAUUAUAAUGUUAUGAUUGCUAUGAGUUCUUUGAUUUUGUUGACUUUUUUUUCUUUUGAAUUGUACACCAAGAAACAAAAAAACUUGUAAGAAGUAUUCUUUAUGGACUUAGUGUCGGAAAUCUGUUUCGCAAACCAGAUUUUAUCCCAAUGUCAGGUUUUCUGCAGAAGUGUGCAGAUACAAAAUUGUACAAAAAAUAAAGAUCUUACUAUAUUUGUUAAAAUAUGAUCAUGCUAAGAUGAAGACUUUUAUUGCAGCUUUAAAAAAAAAAAAAAAGAAGAAAAAAGAAAGGCUUUAACUUACUGUCAGUGUCUGAGGAUUCACUAAAGCUGAAAGAAGCAAGAGACACUGAGAGGCAAAUUAGGACAAGUCCUCCCAUCUUGAGUCUUAAAGUAAGAUGUUCUUGCAUAAUCAUGAAUGGGACUCUUAGGUCAUCACUUAUCUUGAUAUUUCACUUUCAGUCAAAACGUUUGUACCUUCCUAUUACAAGAAAUCAUUGAGCGACCUGAGUGGUUCAUAAUUUUUUCUACAGGGCACCUUUUAAGUAACUUUUUCUACAGGGUGCUGACAUAUUGUGUUUUCUCACUUUGCAUAUGACUAGCUGAUAUCCUGGUUGACAUAAUACGGUAUUGUAGGCCCUCUCCUCUUUCCAGUGUUGAUUCAAUUUGUAUAAUGGUUAAAUUAAUCAUGUCAGAGGUUCAAAGAAUUGAUCAAGGUAAUAAGGGUUCUUUUCUUUUAAGGGGAUUCUGUUUGAAGAGGAGAUGUCAGUCUAUAAUGAGUACAUGCAUGAAUAUACUGUGUAUGUGUUGGGUGUUCCUGACUUUGCUUCACUUUUUAUGAUUGGUCACUGGAGGUGAUGUCCCAGGUGAUCAAGUUUGGAAAUGUUUUGGAAAAAAAAAAUACAAAAAAGGAUGAAAAUAAAAUCAAUCAAUUUGAAGGCCUUGAGACACAUCUACAAUUGUGUAUAGUACUGCAUCCUUUUUACUAUUAGACAACAAUGCAAAUCAGAAUCACUGAGGAUUUUGAAGCCUUUUUGUAUCCUGGACUGAAGAAGUGUCCGAUAAAGCACCUUAUCAUGCAGUCCUCAAGUGAAAAAAAAAAAGACAAAUGAACAAAGGUGCCAUUUUUGGCUAAUUUUUUAUUGUGGACUGGACUUCUUGUCAUGUUCAUCCUGUUAAAUCAAAGUACAAUUUGCUUGCACAACUUCCCGGAUAGUGAUGGCCUUUAAGUGCCAACAAACCCCAUCACUUUAGGACUUUUGAGAGUUCCCUGGCACAGUAAUUUACCUUCCUAAAAAUGCUGUAAAAAAGAAAAAGAAAAAAAAAAAGAAAACAUUCCACAUUGAGAAAGAAAAUAGCGCAUCACUGAUAGAUGUCACACUUUUUUCUUCGUGCUUUACCAUCACAGACUUGGAAAUUUUCUCCAUCAUAGUUUGAAUGCAUAUUUUAGUAUUCCAGAAGCUGAGUUGAAUGUUGUUGAUAUUAAUUCUAUUCAAUAUAAGAAGUGAUGAUAUAGAUGUAUUGUUUUCAUAUGAUUCUGCAUACUGUUUAAGUUGCAUUUGGUUUGUUGUAGCGCCCUCUUGUACUGUAUUUUGACACUGGGAACUCUGUAGAUCAAAACUCCACUGCUGUCUGUUUAAUAGAUAAGACUUUUUUUGUUCUGGUGUAAUGAAAAAAAAAAUACUUUGUUUGAAAAUGGGGGUGAUAAUUAUAUUAGUAAUUUGUGUGUGAAUACGUUUACUUUUUUUCUGUCCGUUUUUCUUUUCUUUUUUACAUUCAUCAAAAAGCUUUCCAAGUAAGCAAUAAUGGAACAAUUCCUCUUGUAAUUACCCAUAAGAAAAUGACCCCAUUUAAUUCGCGUAGCAUCCAUUAAAUUUCACAUGACCAAUUACAGACAUGCAGCGGUUUGUGCACCAUUCUCUGAAAUGUAAUAGCUAAUUAGAGAGCACAUGAAGCAUUGAAAGCAAUGGGGCCAGCCACGUCGACUCUCAGGUCAUGUCUUGCACCAAAGUUAACGGGACUUCUGUGAUUGUGUUUAAAUGUGUACAAGAGUCGACUACAAAAUUGGCACCCAGAACAGAAUAAGUCAGGCUUUAUAUUAGGUGAAUUCGUCAAGAGCACGUACAGUUGUGUCACUGUUUAUCAGGCCUAUAGGUUCAUUUCUCAUAGAGUGUGCUGUUCAUUUUGAAAAUGUGUUGUUCCUUCAUAAAUGUUUGGCACAAAAAUAAAGGUCACAAUCACA